CCACAUCUCGCUUGUUUUGGAACCACUAACAUCGCUAGUUCACCAAAGAACCAAAUCGUUUUCUCAAGCUACAAUACCACAAAAUCAACCAAAAGUGUCACUGGUGAGAGCUUUGUACAUCAUGAGGACAACCAAUUUCCUCUGUGUCCUCGUUGUUGCAAUCAUAUAUGCCAUCAGUGCACCAGCCACCGGUUGUGGUGAAUUGAAGGGCAAUAAAUUGUGGAACACUAUAAUAGAGAAUGGAUGGGAACCAAUCGGUAACAUAAACGACCAGCAUAUCCAGGGGCUCGGCAGUUGGGCGGUGCUCGAGUUCAGCAAGCGCAUGAACUGCGUGCUCAAGUUCAACAAGGUGGUGAGCGGUAGACAACAACUCGUGUCUGGUAUGAACUAUGAGCUCAUCAUUGAUGUAACACACUUUGAAGGCAAAGAAGGCAAAUACAAGGCAGAGGUGUACGAGCAGGAGUGGACUAAGAAACGGCAGCUCCUCUCCUUCACCAAGGUGAACUAGGAGGGGCACAAUAAGUUUGGGGGCAAUAAUUGUGUUCUUGGAAUCCUGUUAGCUGAUUGUUUAUUCAAUAAUAAAGUAUUAUCUUGCAUUUUCA
Hordeum vulgare subsp. vulgare (domesticated barley) is the source of this 602-nucleotide messenger RNA. Its product is annotated as cysteine proteinase inhibitor 8-like. Bases 122 to 508 code for a protein of 128 amino acids. NCBI's taxonomy places the organism in Eukaryota, Viridiplantae, Streptophyta, Magnoliopsida, Poales, Poaceae. The record is from RefSeq and is a predicted model, not a curated record. The transcript has a single exon. Gene Ontology annotation, molecular function: cysteine-type endopeptidase inhibitor activity.